Terrapene triunguis (Three-toed box turtle) is the source of this 3861-nucleotide messenger RNA. Its product is annotated as NACHT, LRR and PYD domains-containing protein 12-like. Gene Ontology annotation, molecular function: protein binding. The record is from RefSeq and is a predicted model, not a curated record. The transcript has 9 exons. The coding region runs from base 23 to 2710 and encodes 895 amino acids. Lineage: Eukaryota; Metazoa; Chordata; Testudines; Emydidae. Gene Ontology annotation, cellular component: cytoplasm.
ACAACGGCACAGAGGGAGUAAAAUGGCUUCCAAACAAAGGCCUAUGGUGACUGAAGGUGACGUGAUAGCCUUCAGCAAACACAUGGAUAAUUAUAGCCCUUGGGAGCUGAUGAAGCUGAGCGAGCACUUCCGCCCCGACAUGGUCUAUGUGAUAGAGAACGACAUUCCCAUUGUGCUGCAGGAACUCACCAGCAGACCCGUCAUCACUGCUCAGCAGGCCCAGGAUUACAGUGACUGGGAGAAGAACCACGACUCAACCGGCACUGCAGAGAAGCUAGUGCGUGAUAUUUUCGCUGUGAGCUAUGCUGCGAGGCUGGGGCUCUGGACGUGUCUGUUUGCUCUGCAGAGCAGAUGGGCUCACCCCAAUCUCAAUGGGAUGCUGGAUGAAAUAAUUCAGAAUGGUCACAAUCUGUUACAGGAAAUUCUCCUGAAUGAAUCGGGACAUGCCCCCGACCCAGAACUGAAAGCUUGUCAAGUAGAGCACAAAGCCAAACUCCGUGAUCUCACAGGGAGGAUGAAGGAAAACAAGACCCCAGGGCAAUCUGAAGGGCAGAUUUUCCCCAUCUCUAGCCGCUAUGUGGAGCUGAAGGUGGUCUCAGACCGUCACUUCAAGAAGCAGACACACCAGGAACACGAGGCCCUGGCCGCGGCUGGGGAGCUGAAUGAAUAUCGCCUCCAGAGGAGAAUGAAGAGUGAGCUGGAGCGCAUUGCCCCUGACCGGCUCUUCCGCUGGUGCUUUCGAUCCCGCCGUGUCCCCCUGUCUGUGAUGGUGAGCGGAGUAGCCGACGUGGGCAAGACAACCCUGGUGCAGAAAUUCAUCUUUGACUGGGCAACUGGGAAGCACUACCAGAAAUUUGCCUUUGUUUUCUUCUUCAAGUUCCGGGAAGUGAAUGAGGAAAAGAUGAGUCUAGAAUCUCUGAUCUGUCAAACAUAUCCACCCCUCUGGGACAAGCUCCCAAGAGUCCUGGAAGACCCUGAGAAGCUGCUUUUCAUCUUUGAUGGCUUGGAUGAGAGCAAGACAGAUUUGAAAUUAAGGAGCAGAGAAGCCCAUGAGCUGUGUAUGAAUCCAGGGGAUGUGAAGCCAGUUACUGUGAUUGUCGCCAGCCUGCUGAAACAGACUCUGCUGAAGGGAUGUUCUGUGCUGCUGACCAGCCGCCCCAGCAAGUUGACCAGUUUGGAGGUUGGAGUCUUCCAUAGAGUGGCCAGUAUCGUGGGCUUCCUCUCCAAGGAAAGGGAAAGAUACUUUUCCAUGUUCUUUGGAGAUGAGCGAGUCUCCAGAGAGGCCUUUGCGUAUGUAAGGGACAGUCAGGUUCUGUACACGCUGUGCUACAACCCGUCUUACUGCUGGAUCACAUGCACGGCCCUGAAACCCUGCUUCAUUGCCAGGGCAGGGAGACCACAGCCUGCACCCAAAACAGUGACCCAGCUCUUUGUGAGCUACGUCACCCAUAUUAUGGCCAAUCACACCCAGGAGCGGCCUGAGCCUCAGAGGAUGCGAGAUACAUUGAUAAGUGUUGGAUGGUUGGCUGAAUACGGCAUCACAGAUCGCACACUUGUCUUUCAGCCGCAUCACUUACAGGUUGCCAAUGUGGAGUUUUCUCCAUUCCUCACUGGCUUCUUGGUGGAGAACCCUCAAGCUGAGGGCUCUUCCCAGGUGACCUACUCCUUCCUUCACCUCACCAUCCAGGAGUUCUUUGCUGCCCUCGUGCAUUACCUAGAUUACAAGGAGGAGAAGUUCAGAGACACAAUGGCUAAAGUCAGGUCCUGUAAGGAAGGUGACUAUGAGAUCUUCUCUCGCUUCCUGGCUGGGCUCUCCCAUCCUGCAACCAGGAUGCCCCUGGAGAAAUAUGUGGGGCAACUCAAGUCCUCUGCAGAGGCAACUCACAAAGUUAUUGGGUGGCUCAGCGAGAUGAACUAUGAGGAGCUGCAGAGCAGAGAAGAUCCUGAGGGGAAGAGGAGGCUGAUUAAUGUAUUGAAUUUGCUGUUUGAAUCCCGGAACAGCCAACUUGUGCGUGACGUGAUGGGUAAAGAUGCCCACGUGGACUUCUCAGAGUUAUACCUCAUGCCAGUGGAUUGCACAGUCCUUGCUUAUGUGUUGAGUUGCUGUGAAGAAAUACAGCGCCUAACCCUAGAUUCCUGCUUCAUCCAGAACGAGGGCCUGGAGCGACUCAGACCUGAGCUGCACAAAGUCAGAGAACUGAGCCUCUCAGACAACGAUUUGAAGGAUGAUGCAAUGAAGAAUAUUUGCUCUGUACUAAAGCAUCCAAACUGUAGGCUAGAAGACCUGAGACUAGAGAAGAACAUGUUCACAGAAGCAAGCUGUACAGACCUGGCCUCCGCCCUCAAGGAGAACCACACCCUCUUCAAUCUUGAUCUGACCAGAAACAAAGUGCGGAACAAUGGCCUUUAUGCCCUGUUAGAGGUGCUUAAGACCCCACAAUGCAAGAUUCAGAAAUUAGUCCUCCAGGAAAAUGGUUUAUCAGAUGACUCCUGUGAGAGGCUCUGCUCUGCUCUCUCCAGAAACUCCACCCUCCAGCAUCUGAACCUGAGUGCGAAUGUUUACACUGAUCGGUGCGCAGAAGACAUGCGUCGCCUUAUCCGGACCAGCUGCAGCCUCACCAACAUCAGAUUGAGUUUGAACGACUUCUCUCCAAAGGUAGAAGAGCAGCUGAGGAGCCUGCAGAGAGAAGGCCUGAAGAUUCAUAUUUAAAGGACUCUUUAAUCUGACAGUGCUGCUGUACUCUUCCAUCCUGUGAAAUCAGCACUUGACUCGGGGAAUUGCACCUGUCUGAAUGCACUGCCUGGUUUAACAACCACUGGGAUGAUUCAUUGUGGGAGUAACAAAGUUGGGGGAUCAGCUACACAUCGUGAUACAUGUAAAAUGCCUGGAAAUAACUUCCUGGAAACCCUGCCAAACUGUCCAUCCCCAGCACUGGCGCAAUGGGCUGCUCUUCUAAUUCAUUUCUUACUGCCAUUAGUCGACCUGUCAUUUGCUGGAUUGAGAUUCACUUACUCAGCAGAUGGAACUAACCAAUCUUUAUCAUGGGAAAACACUCAGCAAGCAGUGAUCAAUUAUUUACAAGUGGGAAGCUCAUCUGGAUGAUCUCAUCGCAGUCACCUUCAGCGCUGGACAAAACACCUUCAACCUCCCUUUGUUACACAGACUUAUUUAUGAUGUUCGGUUAACUUUUCUUAUGCAUAUGUAUUAGCGUGUCAUUUCCAUGUUAACUCUCCUCCUCUGUCAGUACAGGGUUAGUGUUAGUUCAAGGUGGGCUUUUCUAGCUUUUUAGUUACUUUAUCUUUUCUUUUUCUCACAAAUAUGAGUACUCUUCAAUUUCUUACAUGUACACAAAAUAAACAUGAUUACGCUGCAAUUUCUUACACAUGCACAGUUCUACUUAUGUUUACAUUGUUAAAUAUUAUCAGAAAAGACUCUUAAAAUUUACAGCAGGCUUCAAUCAGGUCUAAAUAUGCUGUCAUUCCCAACAUAGUUUAUUUCUUUUUGAAUUCAUUCCAAACCCAUUGUUGUGAUGGAAACUUCAAAUUUGUAUUGUUGUGUGACAUGGCAACUACAGCAAAAAGAAUUGCCAUAAACCGAGUGUGAUGCUGUGUAUAAAGAAAGGUCCUUCUUUGAGCAGGGGGUUGGACUGGAUGACCUCCUGAGGUCACUUCCAGCCCUGAUAUUCUAUGAUUCUAUGACCUCUAGACAGGCUCACAGGAGAAACUCAUCCCACCCAGAUAGCUUUUCCUGUGGAUGCCUCAGACAGCAAGGAGCCAAUGGCCACCCCCUGUGAUUCAUCAAAACAUGUAGGGGCAUGUGAUAUGCUCAUGUGACCCUCAAUUCCAUCUUGGACCAGUAAC